Cuscuta epithymum is the source of this 1952-nucleotide messenger RNA. The record is from the annotation of a GenBank genome assembly. NCBI's taxonomy places the organism in Eukaryota, Viridiplantae, Streptophyta, Magnoliopsida, Solanales, Convolvulaceae.
AUAUCAUCCAAUCCCCCUCCUCCCAUUCUCUUCCAUUACACGAAAUAGAAAUGUGAAAUAAAUGAGUACUAAAAUUUUAUCACCCCCAAAAUAUUUACAAAUACAUAUGUAUGGUAUAUAUCCCUUGUAGAUUUAUAGAAUUAUUAUUAUUUGAUUAAAAACACAAAACCCUCUUCAAUAUAUUAGGUCAAAGAAAAGAUGGAGACCAAAUCAUCAAGAAGUGGCACAUCCUCCCUCCAAGUCGACCCAUCUUCGCCGCCGCCGCCACCGGAGCAUACUCCGAUGUGGAAGCUCGUGCUGGUGGCGUCGAUAGCCGCCGGAAUCCAAUUCGGGUGGGCCCUCCAGCUAUCCCUCCUCACCCCUUACAUCCAGCUUCUUGGUAUCCCUCAUAAAUAUUCCUCCUUCAUUUGGCUUUGUGGGCCCAUUUCCGGGUUGAUCGUUCAGCCGCUCGCCGGGUACUACAGCGACAAUUGCACCAGCCGGUUUGGCCGCCGUCGGCCCUUUAUCGCCGGCGGGUCAUUUCUUGUAAUCUCCGCCGUCAUCCUCAUUGGGUUCGCCGCUGAUAUUGGCCACGCUGCCGGUGACCCCCUCGGCAAAAUCUUUAAACCCCGCGCCAUUGCCAUUUUCAUCUUCGGCUUUUGGAUCCUCGACGUUGCCAAUAACAUGUUACAGGGUCCAUGUAGAGCGUUGCUGGCCGAUCUCUCCGACGGGAGUGCGGCAAAAACAAGACUGGCGAACACCCUCUUCUCCUUCUUCAUGGCCAUCGGAAACGUCCUCGGUUACGCCGCCGGCGCCUACCCCCGCCUCUACAAGAUCUUCCCCUUCUCCUUCACCACCGCAUGCGACGCCUACUGCGCCAACCUCAAGAGCUGCUUCAUCAUCUCCGUUCUCCUCCUCCUCACCGUCUCCGUCCUGGCCUUGACCUGCGUCAAAGAGAAGCAGUACGUCAAGAGCAACAAUGGCGGCGCCGCCGACGUGGCAUUCUUCGGACAAAUAUUUACAGCUGUGAGGAGUCUUCCCAGGCCCAUGCUUAUUCUCCUACUCGUUACUGCCCUAAACUGGCUUGCAUGGUUCCCUUUCAUCCUGUAUGACACGGACUGGAUGGGCCGGGACGUGUACGGCGGGCACGUCGACGACAACGGGCUUUACGAUAACGGCGUGCGUGCCGGCGCGUUGGGGCUCAUGCUCCAGUCCGUGGUGUUGGGGGUUAUGUCCAUUGGGGUGGAGCUCCUGGCCCGCCGGAUUGGUGAUGUGAAGAAGCUUUGGGGCGGGGUUAACUUCAUUUUGGCCAUUGGUUUGGCCAUGACGGUGGCGGUUACGAAAGCGGCGGAGCACUCGAGGAGGCACGACGCUAGCGGCAAUAUUCUUCCGCCCAACGCCGGCGUUAAGGCCGGAGCUUUGACUAUCUUCUGCGUUCUUGGUAUUCCUCUUGCGGUGACUUAUAGCAUCCCAUUUGCUCUAGCAUGCAUCUUUUCAAGUGAUGACGAAAAUGCUGGUCCUGGGCACGUUGGCCUCUCUUUGGGAGUUCUCAACCUUUCAAUCGUUAUGCCACAGAUGUUCGUAUCAUUCUUAAGUGGGCCUUGGGACUCGGUGUUUGGAGGAGGCAACUUGCCGGCGUUCUUAGUGGGAGCGGUGUCAGCGACGGCGAGCGGAAUAUUAGUUAUAACUCUUCUACCGAAACCACGAACGGAUGCAAAUGUUCCGAUUGUACCGUAGCAUGGGGAUGUACGGCGCCGCCCGGCCGCCACAUGCGACUGUGUGAAUAUGUACUAUUUGUAUUGUAUAUAUGAUGAUAAUGUAGAGGAGGAUAGCAAAUAUGGGUCAUGCUUAAUCACAUUUGGAAGGAUGGAUGCUAAAGUUGAAGUAUAUAUUUGUUCCCUUUGGUUGAGAUAACACUGUUGUGUGUAUAUGUUUGGGAUUCAACUCUAAUGAUUCAUAGAGAUUUAUUUGGC